Dipodomys ordii (Ord's kangaroo rat) is the source of this 1368-nucleotide messenger RNA. RefSeq names its product lysosomal protein transmembrane 4 alpha (gene Laptm4a). The transcript is spliced from 7 exons. Lineage: Eukaryota; Metazoa; Chordata; Mammalia; Rodentia; Heteromyidae. The record is from RefSeq and is a predicted model, not a curated record. Gene Ontology annotation, cellular component: lysosomal membrane. The coding region runs from base 152 to 853 and encodes 233 amino acids.
AUUCACUGCGCAGGCGCGAAGGAGCUGGCGGGGCCCUGGCCGAGGGCGGUUUUGAAGACGCGUCGUUUGGCCUUGGAGAGGGCGACCGAGCUGUCUGGGAUCAACCUCUGGGCAGAAAGCUUUUGUUAGGGGGACUGGCUAAGAAGAAGUCAUGGUGUCCAUGACUUUCAAGCGGAGCCGCAGCGACCGGUUCUACAGCACCCGGUGCUGCGGUUGUUGCCAUGUCCGCACCGGGACCAUCAUCCUGGGAACUUGGUACAUGGUGGUAAACCUGUUGAUGGCAAUUUUGCUGACUGUGGAGGUGACUCAUCCCAACUCCAUGCCAGCUGUCAACAUUCAGUAUGAAGUCAUCGGUAAUUACUAUUCAUCUGAGCGAAUGGCUGAUAAUGCCUGUGUUCUUUUUGCCGUCUCAGUUCUUAUGUUUAUAAUCAGUUCAAUGCUGGUAUAUGGAGCAAUUUCUUAUCAAGUGGGGUGGCUCAUUCCAUUCUUUUGUUAUCGGCUCUUUGACUUUGUUCUCAGUUGCCUGGUUGCCAUCAGUUCUCUGACUUACUUACCAAGAAUCAAAGAAUACCUGGAUCAGCUUCCUGAUUUUCCCUACAAAGACGACCUCCUGGCAUUGGACUCCAGCUGCCUUCUGUUCAUUGUUCUGGCAUUCUUUGUGGUGUUUAUCAUUUUUAAGGCUUAUCUGAUCAACUGUGUUUGGAAUUGCUAUAAAUAUAUCAACAACAGAAAUGUGCCGGAGAUUGCUGUAUAUCCUGCCUUUGAAGCACCUCCACAGUAUGUUUUGCCAACCUAUGAAAUGGCUGUGAAGAUGCCUGAGAAAGAACCACCGCCUCCUUACUUACCUGCCUGAGGAUGUUCUGCCUUUAUCAAUAAACCCUAUACCAGCUUCUUGUCUUGUUUAUUUUACAGAAUGCUGCAAUACAUGUUUGAUAUGAAAUACAUUGUCUUUUUGUUUCAGCAUUUUAUUUUCAAACACUAAGGAGCUUUUGGACAUUUAUUAAAAGUCUUUGUUUUUUGUUAAAUCUAUUACAUUUUAAUACUUUCUGAAGACAAUCUAGGUUAAGCAGGAGCAAAGUGCCAUUGUACGCCUUUAAUGGGGGGGGGGAGGCAUUCUACACAUAGAUUCUUUUUAUAAAUUUCGCACUUUCUUUAUAGAAUGGUUUGUGUUUUGGUUAUUUUCCACCCUGGGUAAUUCCAGGAGUGAGUUCAGUGUUCAGGAUGAGUGAGUUGGGUAUAAGAUCUGAAGUUACAGCUAUAGAAGUAGGAAAAAUAACACUUUGACCUAGGAGAUAGUGGUUGCAUGUUUUUAAUUUGUAUGUUUCCAUUUUUGUGAUAAGAUGCUUUAAUAAAUCUCUUAAAUAUUUA